AUGUACAGCUUCAUGGGAGGAGGUCUGUUCUGCGCCAUCGUGGCCAACAUCCUGCUGGUGGUGUCGACGGCCACCGAUUACUGGAUGCAGUACCGCCUGUCGGGCAGCUUCGCCCACCAGGGUCUGUGGCGCUACUGCAUGUCGGGCAAAUGCUACAUGCAGACAGACAGCAUCGCGUACUGGAACGCCACAAGAGCCUUCAUGAUUCUGUCCUCGAUGACGUGCUUCGCCGGGAUCAUCGCUGGCAUCCUCUCCUUUGCCCACUUCUCUGCUUUCGAGAGGUUCAGUCGUUCCUUCGCUGCGGGGAUCAUGUUUUUCGUUUCGACUCUCUUCGUUCUGCUGGCCAUGGCGAUCUACACCGGCGUGACCGUGAACUUCCUCGGGAGGCGGUUUGGAGACUGGCGCUUUUCCUGGUCGUACAUCCUCGGCUGGGUCGCUCUGCUCAUGACCUUCUUUGCAGGUAUUUUUUACAUGUGCGCCUACAGGAUGCAUGAGUGCAGGCGGGUGGCCGGCUCACGCUAG
Molecule: messenger RNA, 522 nt
Organism: Trichomycterus rosablanca
Lineage: Eukaryota; Metazoa; Chordata; Actinopteri; Siluriformes; Trichomycteridae
Gene: lim2.5
Product: lens intrinsic membrane protein 2.5
Exons: 4
Coding region: 1-522 (173 amino acids)
Cellular component (GO): plasma membrane
Molecular function (GO): structural constituent of eye lens
Source: RefSeq, a predicted model, not a curated record